UGUGCUCGGUUUGUGUUUGGCAGGUCGUCCGCGAGGGCAGCGCCAUUCGAUAAAAAGCGUAUUCAAUUUAGCGAACUAAUAACAGUCCGUGCCAUUCCGCACUGAGAAAUGGAAGUAGCGGAGACGGUGCCAAACAGUUCGUGUGAGAAGAACACGUUGCCGUAUAUCGCGAGUGACGUUAUGACAGCUGUGAUUAGGUUAAUACUUUAACCUGUUAUGAUACAACACCUAAUACACUAGUGACGAAUCGCGGAUGGGUAACUCGGUUUCUGUAACAGAAAUAAAUUGACGACGUGGUUCGCGGCUCGCUCCUGGAUAUCGUACCUACCUUUUAUUUUUGUUUCAACCCCCGUAACCGAGAUCAACGCGUGACGUAACAAAAAACAAAAAUGUGGUGCCUAGUGUGUCAGCCCAAUUCCGUCAUCCUCGAGGUUCAGGUCGACCCGAAGGCGAUCGGCCAGGAAUGCUUGGAAAAGGUCUGCGACUGUCUGGGCAUCAGCAAGGAGUGCGACUACUUCGGGCUGAAACAUCAGAGCGCGAAGGGGGAAGAGCUGUGGCUAAACCUGAGGAACCCGAUCGAACGUCAAACUGGGGGCGGAGUAGCACAUCUGAGGUUCGCUCUUCGGGUCAAAUUCUGGGUGCCACCUCACCUGUUGCUGCAAGAGGCGACGAGACACCAAUUCUACCUCCACUCCCGACUGGAACUUGUCGAGGGUAGGCUGAAGGUGUCGGAUUGGGCAUCGGCCGCAUGGCUCGUCGCGUUGAUCGCCCAAGCCGAAGGCGGCGAUUACGACGCUCUAAAGCCACCGCAUGCGAUUUACUCCCAAUGCUGUCAGAUCCAGCCCAACGAGCCCUGUGACCCAAAACCGCAUGAUUUUCUGCAUCAGAUCGUGCAGCAGCACAAAGAUAUCAAGGGGAUGAAAGCAUCCGCCGCCGAGUACUGGCUCUUGAAAGAAGUGUCCAACUUGGAUACAUUCGGCCAAGAGAUGUUCCACAGCAAAUUCGCCUACAAUGGUGUUUCAAUGAUCGGCGUGGGGCCCCAUGGAAUCACCGUAUACCGCGGCUCGGACGAGGAGACCCAAAACAUCCCGUACACGGCGAUUCAAAGUGCCAUGUCUCAACGUCGCAUGUUUCAUCUAGUUUACUUAUCCCUUGACGGAGUGGAAACGUCGUUGAAUUUCAAAUUGGACUCGAGCCAAUCGGCAAGUGGAUUGUACAGGGCAAUCACCGAGAAACAUGCCUUCUAUAGCUGCGAGACUGUCAGGAGCGCCGUUACUGCCCAGUUCAUAAGAGACUUGAAGGGAACAAUUAUUUCAAUAUUUAACGAGGAUUCAACGCUGGGUAAAAAGUACGUCUUCGACAUUCGUAGAACCUGUAGAGAGGUGUACGACAAUGCUCGACGAGCUCUGUAUUGCGAGGCAGCGAAUAUCAGUCUACCGGAAGAGAAUCAGAUCAUAGAUAGGCACGAUUGCGGAGAUUGCGCCAAUCCUAAAUGCAAGGAAUCACGCGAAUGCUUGGCGAGACUUCUAGACGCGAUGCUGUGCAGAAUUUGUAUGGAUCGCAGUUUGGACACCGCCUUGUUUCCCUGCGGCCAUGCCGUCGCUUGCUUGGAGUGCGCUAGACGCUGUUCACGUUGUCCCCUCUGUAGAGCAGACAUCGAUCACUGUCGUACAAUUUAUCUACCAAUCGAAUUGACCCACGUGGAUAAACACAAUUUCAAAAUGUCCUCAGAAGUGGUCGGACCAACGUUCAGCGUCAAAUCAUCUCCAGAAGAAAUGAUCAGUGAGAGAAUCAUCACAAGUGAUGACAACAUCAAUAACAAUAAUAGCAAUAUUUGAGAGCGCCGCGCAAGGCGUAGAUUCAACGCCUUUCAAAAAUUUGUUAGAAUUUUCACAUGCAGGAUUGAGAGGAUAUAUUGAGCGGACAUGGUACAGCGUCCAAACACUUGGUGGGCAAGGUCUGUCGUUGUCAUUUCCUGGUCAAUUCGGGAUACAUGUUACCAUUUUCUUUGAAAGAGAAUAGACAUCCGAUCCUGUGAAUUAUUUUUUUUUUCAUUGUAAAGCCUGAUCAUCGUCGGUUAGUUUUUGGUUAGAAGGGCAGCAUUAAAUUGACGAGGGAAAUAUACAUUUUUUACAAUUUCUUGACAGGGUCAUUAAAAAAUUGAAUGCGUGAAAUCAGGCGCGCUUAUCUUCUCGAUUUCGGAAUAUGAAUAAAAACUGUACAAAUACAUUAUAUGUAUAUCGAAUGACAAUAUUUUACCUUUAUUUUGUGAGUUUUCGAAUCUUACUGACUCAGUCUAAUUUUCUAAGUUUAACGUGUCGAGUCCUCGAAAAAUUAGGCAAAAAGUAUCAGAGAAAAAAAAAACGGUCUAAAAAACGGCUUUUACUUUAGUUCACCUUUUUCUUGUCUCGUUUUUUCGGUACAUCCCGCUUGAGGAAUUAUUUUUUAAGGAACAUCUGUGUUUGUCUUUUCAUUAAAUCGUGGAGUAAGAGGAAAGGCUGCUUGAGGUAAGUUCACCAACUAUAGAGUCCAAGCAUUAUUUGAUUACACUCGAUGAUACAUUCAAAGCUGUUUCAGAUGCAAAAUAAAAUUUGAUGUUUAAAACCAAAAAGUAGCGUACCAUUUCACCUUUGAACUAUAAUGAUUUAAUGUAACGUGCAGUGUGAUAGAUUUCUACAAAAAACCAAUUGAACUCCACACUUUUGCGAGAUGUUGUUUAUUGCCAACUGAACUAUUGAACGUUGUGUAUAUUACUAGAAAUUCGAACGAGAUGACGCAUAUCUCUGUUAAGUGUUGAAAAUAUAAUGUUUCAGUUUCUAGAAGUGUAAUCACAUCACGAAUGGGCUCUAGAAAUCUUCAAAGAUAAUAUUCGCUAAUAAAAGUGCUGUGAACAAAGAGGAUAUUGAAUGAAAGGAAAUAAGAAAUUUAUAAAAUCAUAAAUACAGAACUUUUGUGGUAUUUUUAAAAGUCAUAUAACUAAGAUAUCAGUGAUAACAAUACGAUGAAAACGAACAAAAAAUAAAUAAAAAUUAACUAUACGAAAAAAAAUAUAAUAAUAAUAAUUAACAAAAAAAGAAUUGCAUAGUUAUUAAGGGAUUCUUAUUUUAAAGUGAUAAAUGGACCAAUGUUUUUUAUUCAUUACAAUGUACAAUACAAUUUAUUUCAGUGCCCUCAAAUUCAGGGUCUUUCUUACAAUUUACGUUUGUUUAUUUUUUAUGCUAUUUUAUUUUAUCUUACUUAUUCUGCGCUGAACUGAAUCAGACGUGACCCCUAAGUGCGGAGGUUAAAGUUUUAUCAGAGAAACUGACCCCUGGUAAAUUUAAUAUACGUAUACAUAGGGCUUGUGUACAUAUAGAUUGUAACACACGAAUAAGCUGAUAACUGAAGACCCGCAAUUUCGAUAUUUUUAGUGAUACAUAUGUUUAAUACGGUAAAAAAAAGUUAUAGUAUUGUCUGAUUUAUAUUAUCAAAGUCUUGGACAUAGUAUGCAAGCGUCAAUGAUGUUAUGAUUUCAGUGAGUUUCCAGAUUGUACAGGUCACUAUAUGCAUAUGCUAUGAAGAUAUUUUUCUCGGUAAUCUCAGGAUUGCCUAAUUAUCUCUAAUAAAUAAAUCUCCAAAAGAAGACGCACACAGACAACGUGAUCCUAAACUAUACAGAUCUGGUCUUUUAAUGUCGUUGCUAUUGUUGAUCGAGAAUGAUAUGCAUACAAUUAGAGGUACUAUAAAGAAAAUAAUGAAUAUUAAUAUAGAGUCCUAGAUUCGUAUAUCUGACAACCAUAUCCUUGCAAGAGCAAAAAAGUUUGCUUCUAUAGUAAUUCUGUAAAGCCGAUAACCUUCUCCACUUAUUAAACAUCCCGUAUAUGCUCAGGCACGGGUUGUUACCAUAAUAUCUGUUCGUAUGUAUAAAUGAGUAGCUCCGAUAACCUCUUGGGAGGGGUCAAACGAGUAAAAGUCAUAGGUUCACCAAAUGUCAAAUCCGAUUUAUAUACCAGACUGGUCCACGAUUGAUAAUUGUAAGAACAAGACAUAAUAAAAACCACAAUACAUUAAUUCAAUAAUUGGAUAUUAUAAAUGCGUAGAAACAGAGUGUUGAUUGAGAUAUGAAAUUUUGUAGCACGUACACACGUUAAUGUAUCACGCCCUGACAAUUUAAUUAUCGACGACAAUCUUGACCUCAAAAUUGAAAAUUAAUUUGCACAAAUUCAUAUGAAUAUUGUAUCCGUUGAGUGAAAUUUCUGGCAUUUCCUUCGUCACUUUUAUGUUUCUAUUUCCUUUUGGAAACUUUAAGAUGACACUCUUUGUAUGCACUUUUCAACUUUUAGCCUAAGUCAGUUUACAUAUAUAUCUUAUUGUGUUUUUACGUUUAUUUUAUCAUUUCUGUGAAGUGUUUCAAGGAAUUAGAAUUUAAGAUUCAUGCCGAUAUCAAAAACCUAACGAUUUGUUAAGUAUGCGUGCGAGUGUGAGAAUGGUCGAGCAACACAGAGAGAAAAUAAGGGAGCGAGUGAGAAAGAAAGAAAAAAGAGAGAAGAAGUGAGACAAGGCAAUUGUUAUAGUCAGACAUCAAUGCAAUGUAAACUUAGUCUGUAACUAUUUAUAAGGCAUAAUAAUAAUAAUAAUGUUAAUACUGUUCAAUAUUCAUUUGUAUUCACAUGCAACCGAGGUGAACAUUCAAUUAUGAUUGCCUCGGGUAAUAAUUUUUUUUUUCCUUUUUUUUUUUCCCUUGAUAUAAGCAAUUAAGCAUGUCCAUACAGUUAAAGAAAACAUAUUAUAUCAAGUAUAAAGUAUCGUUACAUAUACGAUUGCAAUUUGCAACACUAGCGAAAUAAUUCAAUGCAAUUUUUCGUUUUUAGUCCGUUGUCAUUCAAAUUACUACACAUUAUUAAACUUUGCAGAAUCUCAUCCCUGAGUACCAAUGAUAAUAAUGGACAGAGAAUGAGUUUCGGGAUAUUUCUUUCUUCGGGGCAUGAAGCAAGUUGUUUGUAUAAUUGUAUCGGUACUGCAAUUAUCAAGUAACUUGUAACUGCUGAGAAAGUCAGUACCAAUGUUCUGCAAACAUGGUAAUUGGUCCGAUAAUAUGUAGUUCCAAAGUUUAUCACGAUGAUUAUUUGAUGACUGGACUAAAAUUGAAGUCCUCCCAUCCCCCAACCCAAUUCCCUCCCUUUACCCAAAAAAAUGUUUGUACUACUAUUGUGUGUCUAUUCAGCAAUGAUAAUAUAAAUAUAAUAAUAAUAAUUAAAUACCUAAUAAUGAAUUUUUGUGAUUAUCUCUCUGUAUAGAAGACAUUGGAAGGAAAAAACGAAAAGACAAAAAAAAUCUUGUAGUUUGUAUCUCUGUAUUGUAGUAAAAACGGAGAGUCAUCAGGAUUAAUUAUUUGCAAAGAGUAUUUUGAAAGUAUUUUCAAUUAUUUUUUAGUAUUACCAUUAAAGAAGGAAGAAAAUUAAAUUUAAAAAAAAAAGGUAUUAACACCACAUCCUUGGUGGUAUAAACGAACGAAAACACCUUAUGUAUGCGGGCAUAAUACCGUGUACUAUGUUUCUUGAGAUGAUGAUGAUGAUUAAAUACAAAUUAUCAUUGAAAAAACGUUAA
Molecule: messenger RNA, 5586 nt
Organism: Neodiprion virginianus
Lineage: Eukaryota; Metazoa; Arthropoda; Insecta; Hymenoptera; Diprionidae
Gene: dnr1
Product: E3 ubiquitin-protein ligase MYLIP
Exons: 7
Coding region: 390-1838 (482 amino acids)
Biological process (GO): ubiquitin-dependent protein catabolic process
Cellular component (GO): cytoskeleton
Molecular function (GO): ubiquitin-protein transferase activity
Source: RefSeq, a predicted model, not a curated record